AUGAUCUGUGCCCCUAAUGCUUCACAUUCUCCCGUCUUCUUGCUCCUCGGGUUCUCCAGGACUAGUGUUCCCCACAGUCUCCUCUUUCUUAUGUUCCUGUCUAUUUAUUUAACCACCAUAUUGGGGAAUGUAAUGCUGGUAAUGCUCAUCUCCUGGGACUCCAGGCUCCACUCACCCAUGUAUUAUCUGCUGCGUGGUCUCUCCAUGAUAGACUUGGGGUUGUCCACAGUCACCCUGCCCCAGCUGCUGGUCCAUCUGGCAUCUGAUUACCCAGCCAUUCCUGCUGCCCGCUGCCUGACUCAGUUCUUUUUCUUCUAUGCAUUUGGAGUUACAGAUACACUUACCAUUGCUAUCAUGGCUCUGGAUCGAUAUGUGGCCAUCUGUGACCCUUUACACUAUGCUUUGGUGAUGAAUCGCCGGCUCUGUGCCAGGUUACUGACCUUGUGCUGGGUGAUAUCCAUAAUACACACCAUGCUGCAUGUGGGGCUUAUCCUGCCUCUGUGUUGGGCUGGAGACCCUGGGGAUAAUGUUAAUCUUCCUCACUUCUUUUGUGAUCACCGACCACUUCUGCGAGCCUCUGUCUCUGACACACACUCCAAUGAACUGGCUAUAUUCUUGGAGGGUGGAUUCCUCAUGCUGGGCCCUUGUGCCCUCAUUAUACUCUCCUAUGCACGAAUAGGGGCCACCAUCUUACGUUUGCCUUCAGCUGCUGGUCGCCUCAGAGCCGUCUCCACAUGUGGAUCCCACCUCACCAUGGUUGGCUUCCUCUAUGGCACAAUCAUUUGGGUCUACUUCCAGCCUCCCUCCCAGAACUCUAGGGAUAAAGACAUGGUGGCUUCUGUAAUGUACACUACUAUUACUCCAUUGGCCAACCCAUUUGUUUACAGCCUCCGCAAUAAGGAUGUCAAAAGUGCACUCAGCAGGCUGCUGAGACUGAGGAGAAUAGGCUCCUGA
This is a messenger RNA of Nannospalax galili (Upper Galilee mountains blind mole rat), 954 nucleotides long. Its product is annotated as olfactory receptor 1B1. Gene Ontology annotation, molecular function: G protein-coupled receptor activity; olfactory receptor activity. Bases 1 to 954 code for a protein of 317 amino acids. Gene Ontology annotation, cellular component: membrane. The record is from RefSeq and is a predicted model, not a curated record. The transcript has a single exon. Gene Ontology annotation, biological process: G protein-coupled receptor signaling pathway. NCBI's taxonomy places the organism in Eukaryota, Metazoa, Chordata, Mammalia, Rodentia, Spalacidae.